GAGAGCAGCCGUGUCCUGGGGUCGGGCGCUCGGUGCGCCGUGGGGCACAACUUGAGAGGAGACCGUAGUCCAGAGUGGGCUGCGCUGGCGGUUUCAUUUCCGGGUGUGAUGAUGGCCCGGCGUUUCAGAGCGAACUCAGACGUUGCCUUCACGCCGAAUGUGAACGCUGUCAAGCCGUGUCCUUGAUUGUGGAUAAGACAUUCUUUUUAAUCAGGAGUCAGUUAGCUGUCAGGCUCCUGAUAAAAAGGAGAAAAGGGGGAACAAGGCGUGGAUGGUCCUUACACAAUUACUUCGUUAAAAGACUAUCUUCAGUAGGAUGGGAAUUGUGGAGGUACUGCAGUGAAGAAAUCGGUAAUCAUGGAAUCGCCUUGCUGAUCAUCAGCACCUGUCCGCCCUGCUGAGCUGAGAGCAAGUGGGUCGAGGAGGAGGAGGAAAGGCCACCAUGAAGCUAAAGCAGCGUGUCGUGCUGUUAGCAAUACUCCUAGUCAUCUUCAUCUUCACCAAAGUUUUCCUGAUAGACAACCUGGAUACAUCAGCGGCCAACCGAGAGGACCAGAGGGCUUUUCACCGAAUGAUGACUGGCUUGCGGGUGGAGCUGGUGCCUAAAUUGGACCACACCCUGCAGUCUCCUUGGGAGAUUGCGGCCCAAUGGGUGGUGCCCCGGGAAGUGUACCCUGAAGAGACACCAGAGCUGGGAGCAAUCAUGCAUGCCAUGGCCACUAAGAAGAUCAUUAAAGCUGACGUGGGCUAUAAAGGGACGCAACUAAAAGCUUUACUGAUCCUUGAAGGAGGACAGAAAGUUGUCUUCAAACCUAAGCGGUACAGCAGAGACUAUGUGGUCGAAGGGGAGCCGUACGCUGGUUAUGACAGACACAACGCAGAGGUGGCAGCCUUUCACCUGGACAGGAUUCUGGGUUUCCGCCGAGCUCCCUUGGUGGUUGGCAGAUACAUUAAUCUGAGGACGGAGAUCAAGCCUGUGGCCACAGAGCAGCUGCUGAGCACCUUCCUAACUGUAGGGAACAAUACGUGUUUCUAUGGGAAGUGCUAUUACUGCCGAGAAACAGAGCCAGCCUGUGCUGAUGGAGACAUGAUGGAGGGAUCCAUCACACUUUGGCUUCCAGAUGUGUGGCCUCUGCAGAAACAUCGACACCCCUGGGGCAGGACUUACCGAGAAGGCAAAUUGGCCAGGUGGGAAUAUGAUGAGAGCUACUGCGAUGCUGUGAAGAAAACGUCCCCUUACGACUCAGGCCCACGCCUCUUGGACAUCAUUGACACUGCUGUCUUCGAUUACUUGAUUGGCAAUGCCGACCGCCACCACUAUGAAAGCUUUCAAGACGAUGAAGGCGCUAGCAUGCUUAUCCUUCUUGAUAAUGCCAAAAGCUUUGGGAACCCCUCACUGGAUGAGAGAAGCAUCCUUGCCCCUCUCUAUCAGUGCUGCAUCAUUCGGGUUUCAACCUGGAAUAGACUGAACUACCUAAAGAAUGGAGUGCUAAAGUCUGCCUUAAAAUCUGCCAUGGCCCAUGACCCUAUCUCCCCAGUGCUCUCUGAUCCACACUUGGACUCUGUGGACCAGCGGCUUCUGAACGUCCUUGUCACCAUCAAGCAGUGUACUGACCAGUUUGGAGUGGACACUGUGCUGGUGGAAGACAGGAUGCCGCUCUCCCACUUGUAACUCUGAACAGGAAACAAGUGGGACUGAUUUUUACAAAGAUAAACAGCACAAUCAAUUCCAAAUGGCAUGUGAUGGCCGGAAGUGGCCAGCAGCAGGUUCUGGUGGUAGAAGACAGGGUGGCCCCAGGAGUACCUGGUGUUCUCUGCAGUGUCCGCGUGGGAGCUUGUCUGUGGAUUCACCUGGCGGCCUCGAAGUUGCCCAUUCAAGCGGCGGGGACCAGCUCUGGUCAGUCUUGUCCCCACACCAAGGGACAAAGAGGUGUGACACUGGUUGAGGAAUUGGUUCGAGAGUGCGUGUCUGCGGUAAACCUUGCCAUCGUUCUCCACACCCAUGGAUUCUGUAGACUCACUCUGUAGUCCUUGUGUCUUCAAAAACAAAAGCAAAAACAAAAAAGGGCAGAACUAGUCAGAUUGAAAAUGUUCAGACAAAAGAGCACAGUGCUGGAGGAGACCCAUUUCUAAGAUGGAGGAAGGGAAGGGAGGAGGGUGUUGGGGCUCUUAGCUGUUGAGUGCUAUGGAUUUGACAUCUCAGGGAAGAGAAGAGGGAGGGACUCACGCUGCAGAACCAGGAAGACGACUGACGUCCUGAAAAUGAGCUUCCCCUCUAUUUAGGUUCUGUUCAAAUUAACCAAAAUGGUCUCUAGAGGAAAUAUGAUUACAACCCAAGCAUGAUCCCCUACAGACACUAAUUUACCCCCUUGCCUACCUUUUGCCCAAAGUAGCAAAACAAGCUGAAAUAAUACAAGUUAGGUCCCUGUGAUCUCUGCCAUCCUUGGUUUUCCUUUUUUUCCCCUUUCUCUCAUUGGCAUUGUUUAUUUUGAGGUAAACUGUAGACUCUUACUCUAGCCCAUGCUGGUCUGGAACUUAGUAUGUAACCCAGGCUGGCUUUGAACUGGCAGCAGUCCUCCUGCCUCAGCCUUCCACAUGCUAGGAUUGUGAGUAUGAGCAACCUUGCCUGGCUCUCUAAGGUGUGAGGCAUUUGACAGUGAUGUUGCUGUUCCUGGGAGGUUGAUGGCCUUGUCUGUGCCUUUCUUAUGGGAAAGCGUCUUGCUGGUAGCUGGACCGAGCUUGUGAUGUGGACCUGCAGGUAGCAGAUAAGAUUUUAAGCCUUCUGAGCCUUGAAACGGAAAAAGAGCCUUAAUACUGUGGUUUGUAUCAAAUCCAGACUCUCUCUGGUCUGGAGUUCUGAACCCGUGGUGUAGUGGAAUUCCUUCAUCUCCUUGCAGCACUGUCAAGUUCAGGCUCAGUUCUGUAUUUUGGCGGUCAUUGGACAUGUAAGUUACUGGGCUAGGGACAGUGUCCUCACUCAGCCUCUUGUCCAGUUCUGGACUUCUGUCAAGAACGGCCUUUCAGUGCUGUGCUUGACAUUUAGAUGCAGCUACCUUCUGAGUUUAAGACCCUAAGUUUCUCAUGUCGAAACCUAGAAGAACUUUUUUGUUGUUUUGUCUUUUUUUUUUUUUUUUCCAGAGCUGAGGACCGAACCCAGGGCCUUGCGCUUGCUAGGCAAGCGCUCUACCACUGAGCUAAAUCCCCAACCCCUAGAAGAACUUUUAAAAGGCAUGAAAUUAGCAAAGUUUGUACAUUUUAUGUACAUUUUGAGUUAGAUUAAGGAAUAGGCUGGGUUUUUUUUUUUCAAAUUUGGGUAUUGAACUUAAGAAAACAAACAUUAGCACAAAACACUGAAAUAGUGUUAGUAAAAGGAGGUAUUGAAUCCAGUUUUCAGGCCAUGUGGUGUGUAAGUCCCAGGAAAUUCACAGUUGAAUUUGAGAUUAGCAUGGUUAGUGCUUAGCAAAGUGGCAGCCAGCAGAUGGCAGCAGUCAGCCCUCCCUCACCUCAGAGUUGACUGUGCCUCGGCACUUUGGCGGACACACCUCACUUGGGAUGUUGAAGGCACAAGAUUCUUGUGAGGAAGAGAACAGGCUGAAAAGCUGCUUUGAAAAAAAGUCUUAUCUUUACUCCAGAAUAGUUACAGAAAAGUCAUUUCACACUUUGUUUUCAUACUCACGGCUUUAGCAGGUCCUCAGGUCCACAGUGGAUGAAGUUAGAAUUGAACCAGUGGAGCCCGUGACACAACAAUUAGAAUAUAAAUCUGUGUUCUUAGGGGGUUGGAGUAAGCUAGGAAAGGUAUAUUUGGGCAAAUCUCAGCGUGGCAGGCAGGGGUGGAGCAGCCAUAAGCCUCUAGCCCCAAAUUUAUAGACACAAAGUUCUGGUGGGGGAAAAAUAUAUACUUUUUUAUUUAUUUGUUUGUUUUUGUCUUUUGAGACAGGGUUUCUCUGUGUGGCUUUGGACCCUGUCCUGGAACUCGCUCUGUAGCCCAGGCUGGCCUUGAACUCACAGAGAUCUGCCUGCCUCUGCCUCCUGAGUGCUGGGAUUAAAGGCGUGUGCCACCACCACCCAUGCCAAAAAAAAAACAUUUUUAGAAGUAUUGUAACUCUGGCCUCUUUUGGGGUCAUUUACUAGAAUUUGGCUGUUAUAAUCAAGUCAUCAGAGGGAUUUUGGUUAACUCUAAAUUACGUUUGCCAACUGAGCAUCCACAUAGAUGAAUACAUUUACUACAAGUCCAAGAAACCAGAGGCACUGCUGCUCUUCAUCUGCUCCCACUUCUCAAACAUGUGUCUGGUCGCAGUGGGAAACUUGGGUGUAGAAUUUCUAUUCUAAAACUGUUCCUUAGUCUCGGGCUGCAUUGUCCUUUGGGGGAGGGCUAUAAAUAAUUCCCUUUUAAAACAACAGGCUCUGAUUUGCUGAAGGUGAAUGAUAUUUUUUAAGGUAUGUCUCCCUGUUUGUACUCAGGUUUAAAGUGUCAGACUAAAUUUUAAGGAGAAAGUGGAGGAAUUCGGGUACAUUAUUACAGAUUAUUUUAGCAAGUGAAUCCUGACAGCUUCUCUAUUUCCCCAGAGCUGGAGACAGCACUGCCAUCCAAAGAAAGCCCUGUUUUCUCUAAAACGCUCACACUUGGCCUUCCCGUCUCCACGCACUGUGCGCCUUCAGCCUCUGUUCGUUCCUCCCUGAUCUCUGGCCAGCAAUGACCUUCUCUUGUGCUCAGUAGACAGCAGCCGUCAGCAAGCUCCCUUGCGGCCUGCCUCCUGGGUUCAGGAAAGGUGGGGAGAGGAGUUUGGGUUAGUGUGGACCUGGGUGUAUUCUGCCAAGGAAAAUGGAUUUCCUUUGACACAAGGAAAUCCUCACACUGAGAAAGGACUUGUCCAGUAAAGGUUAGAACGUUCACCGAGCGUCUCCUGAGCAGUCUGACGACCAGGUGGUCUGAGGGACACUUGCUCCUCAGGGGAGGCCGCUUGUCCCUGUAUCUCUCUAGUCUGGGUGGGGAGUGGGGGCUGGGUACUGCACUGUCACAAACUAUUGGGGGAAGCUGGGAAUAACUUACUGGGAAGCUAAUUUAUUUAAGGGUGGUGUAGGCAUCACUGCCCUCUUGUUUGACCUGCCUAGGAUUUCCUCUUGGAGCUGUUGUGCAGACAGAGGUUGUACUUGGUAAGACACCAAACAAAUUUCUAAGUGUUCUAUGGGUUUCAAUUCUGAAAAAAAAAAAUAAAGAUUUUAAUAUAUA
This is a messenger RNA of Peromyscus californicus insignis, 5230 nucleotides long. It is a transcript of the gene Fam20b, whose product is annotated as FAM20B glycosaminoglycan xylosylkinase. Gene Ontology annotation, cellular component: Golgi apparatus. The transcript has 8 exons. Gene Ontology annotation, molecular function: phosphotransferase activity, alcohol group as acceptor. The record is from RefSeq and is a predicted model, not a curated record. NCBI's taxonomy places the organism in Eukaryota, Metazoa, Chordata, Mammalia, Rodentia, Cricetidae. The coding region runs from base 443 to 1672 and encodes 409 amino acids. Gene Ontology annotation, biological process: protein phosphorylation.